CAAAUGAGCUCCAUCUAGUGGAUUCAAAGCUAAACUGCAUCACAUAAUCUGUGGCUGUGUGUUUUCUGGUCACACUUCAGACUGAUCUGAUGACACGGAUCUGUUUAAGAAGUUUUGAGGACAAGAGUUUUGGGUUAAAUGAGUCACAGGACUGAUUGGAAAGAAUAAGCAUAAUCUUUACUGUCGCUGUUUCCUCUCUAGAGAAGUUGGGAAGUUUCUGUCACUCAAGAUGAGACGCUGAAACUCAUUAAGCAUCAUGCAAAGUAAAAGUGUACUUUCUACUAUGAGUCAACCUGAGGAGAGAGAGGGGGGGUUCCCACCCUCAAACAUCACUGUGCGUGGGGAACAUGAGAACUGGACUGAACCUCAGAGGUUCGGGCAGCACAGGACAAGAGGUGUCUCCAAGAGGCGUGCCUCGUCUAUGGAACUCCCUGUGACCUUUGAUCAGCGAGAUUCUUUUUCAUGGUUUGUGCCGCAGAGUACAGGAGAUGUCUCCAAGAGGCGUGCCUCGUCUAUGGAAUUUCCUAUAACUUUUAAGCAGCAAGAUUCUUUUUCACGAGUUCAUCAGGAGAGAUCAAAGGUCCCUUGUGGUCAUCAAACACAGCUGGACUCCAUAUUUAUACGUAUCAAGGAGGAGAUCAACAUUUUUGUAACAAAUAAGCUGGACACUUUCAAAAGGAUUCUGAGUCCAGAUCACCCAAAAUGCCUAAAGGAGCAAAGAGGGGAUGAGGAGGAAGAGCAGAGGAGAUGCAGCAGACAGCCAUUUUUUAACUUCACAUUGCACUUCUUGAGGAGCAUGAACCUGGGGGUGCUGGCAGACGCUCUACAGAGGAGAUCGCUUGCUGCUGCGUGCCAAAAUCAACUCAAAUCUAAUCUGAAGAAGAAGUUCCAGUGUGUAUUUGAGGGGAUCGCUAAAGCAGGAAACCCAGCCCUUCUGAAUCAGAUCUACACAGAGCUCUACAUCACAGAGGGAGGGACUGCAGAGGUCAAUGAUGAACAUGAGGUCAGACAGAUUGAAACAGCAUCCAGGAAACCCGACAGACCAGAAACAACCAUCAGACAAGAAGACAUCUUUAAAGCCUCACCUGGAAGAGAUGAACCAAUCAGAACAGUGGUGACAAAUGGAGUGGCUGGCAUUGGGAAAACAGUCUUAACACAGAAGUUCACUCUGGACUGGGCUGAAGACAAAGCCAACCAGGACAUACUGUUCACAUUUCCAUUCACUUUCAGAGAGUUGAAUGUGCUGAAAGAAAAAAAAUUCAGCUUGGUGGAACUUGUUCAUCACUUCUUUGCUGAAACCAAAGAAGCAGGAAUCUGCAGGUUUGAAGAGUUCCAGGUUGUGUUCAUCCUUGACAGUCUGGAUGAGUGUCGACUUCCUCUGGACUUCCACAACAAUGAGAUCCUGACUGAUGUUACAGAGUCCACCUCAGUGGAUGUGCUGCUGACAAACCUCAUCAGGGGGAAACUGCUUCCCUCUGCUCGCCUCUGGAUAACCACACGGCCUGCAGCAGCCAAUCAGAUCCCUCCUGAGUGUGUUGACAUGGUGACAGAGAUCAGAGGGUUCACUGACCCACAGAAGGAGAAGUACUUCAGGAAGAGAUUCAGAGAUGAAAAGCGGGCUAGCAGAAUCAUCUCUCACAUCAAGAGAUCACGAAGCCUCCACAUCAUGUGCCACAUCCCAGUCUUCUGCUGGAUCACUGCUACAGUUCUGGAGGAUGUGAUGAAGAGCAGAGAGGGAGGAGAGCUGCCCAAGACCCUGACUGAGCUGUACAUCCACUUCCUGGUGGUUCAGACCAAAGUGAAGAACAUCAAGUAUGAUGGAGGAGCUGAGACAGAUCAUCACUGGAGUCCAGAGAGCAGGAAGAUGAUUGAGUCUCUGGGAAAACUGGCUUUUGAUCAGCUGCAGAAAGGCAACCUGAUCUUCUAUGAAUCAGACCUGACAGAGUGUGGCAUCGAUAUCAGAGCAGCCUCAGUGUACUCAGGAGUGUUCACACAGAUCUUUAAAGAGGAGAGAGGACUGUACCAGGACAAGCUGUUCUGCUUCGUCCAUCUGAGUGUUCAGGAGUUUCUAGCUGCUCUUCAUGUCCAUCUGACCUUCAUCAACUCUGGAGUCAACCUGAUGGCAGAAGAACAAACAACUUCCUUGUGGUCUAAAUUGUUCAGAGGCAGACCUGAACAUUUCUACCAGAGUGCUGUGGACAAGGCCUUACAGAGUCCAAAUGGACACCUGGACCUGUUCCUCCGCUUCCUCCUGGGUCUUUCACAACCAACCAAUCAGUCUCUUCUACGAGGUCUGGUGACACAGACAGGAAGCAGUUUACAAUCCAAUCAGAAAACAGUCCAGUUCAUCAAGAAGAAGAUCAGUGAGAAUCUGUCUGCAGAGAGAAGCAUCAAUCUGUUCCACUGUCUUAAUGAACUGAAGGAUGGUUGCCUAGUGGAGGAGAUCCAACAGUACCUGUAUUCAGAAAAUCUGUCCACAGAUAAUCUUUCCCCUGCUCAGUGGUCAGCUCUAAUCCUCCUUUUGCUGUCAUCAGAAGAAGAGCCAGGCAUGUUUGACCUGAGGAAAUACUCACCUUCAGAGGAGGCUCUUCUGAGGCUGUUGCCCGUGGUCAAAGCCUCCAACAAAUCUAUGUUAAAUUCAUGCAAUCUGUCAGAGAGAAGCUGUGAAGACCUGUCUUUAGUUCUGAGCUCUCCGUCCUCCAGUCUGAGGGAGCUGGACCUGAGUAACAACAACCUGCGGGACUCAGGGGUGAAGCUGCUCUGUGUUGGACUGGAGAGUCCAAAUUGUAGACUGGAAGUUCUCAGGCUGUCAGGCUGUCUUAUCACAAAGACAGGCUGUGCCUCUCUGGCCUCUGCCUUGAGAUCCAACCCCUACCAUCUGAGAGAGCUGGACCUGAGCUACAAUCAUCUAGAAGACUCAGGAAUGAAGAUGCUUUCCAGUUUAAAGGAUGAUCCACGCUUGAGCCUGGAAACUCUCAGGGUGGACCAUGGUGGAAGGCAAAUGUUGAAAACUGGUCUGAGAAAGUAUGCCUGUGAACUCAGACUGGAUCCAAACACAGCACACAGAAAACUCAGACUCUCUCACGACUACAAGAACGUGACAGCGGGCAGUGAGAUGCGGGGAAACCGUGAUCAUCCAGAGAGAUUUGACUACUGGAGACAGCUGCUGUGUGCCAGUGGUCUGACUGGUUGCUGUUACUGGGAGGUUGAGUGGAGAGGAAAGGUUCAUAUCGCAGUGGCGUACAAAGAAAUCAGAAGGAAAGGAGACAGUGACGACUGCUGUCUUGGAAAAAAUGAUCAGUCCUGGAGUCUGAAGUGCUCUGGUAGUGCUUACUCUGCCCUGCACAGUAACCAAAGCGUGUCCAUCCACAUCCCACCUUUAAAUAGAGUGGGAGUGUACCUGGACUGGCCUGGUGGUACUGUGUCCUUCUAUAAUGCGAUCUGUGGAGAGCUGACCCAUCUCCACACCUUCCAUGCCAGAUUCACCGAGCCAGUCUAUCCUGCCUUCAGGGUUAAGAUCGGGCUGUUCAGCUCAUCAGUGUCUUUGUGCCAGAUAUAGUGUAGUGUACUGGGCAGAGACAUGUUCUGCUUGAACAGGUGCUUCUACAAAAAUGUGUAAAAUCAAUUAAUUAUCCUGGCAAGUCAACUUACCUCUCAUGAAGAAGUGAGGUGGUCAGGGUUCCAAAUAGAAAGAUGUCUCAUUGCUGGUCUAAAGGGAUGAGAUGGUGAGAAGCUGGGCAGGAGGGAAGGCCAAUGUGUGGGGGCUAAACUGAUGGCUGGUUGUGUCAAGCAGGUUGAAAGCGAGGCUGAGCUGAACAGAGAGUAGGAGCAGGUCCAGAGUGGAAUCCAGCGAGUAGCUGAGUUGAGCUGGUGUCAGAGGCAGGAGAACAGGGCUGACAAGACGAAGGGCUGGAGACAGGAGCCGAAGCAGAGCAGAUGGGACUGAUGAGGAAAUUAGAAAACUGUUUUUAAGGUGAGAGGGUUGCUGAUGGUUAAAGCUUUAACACUAAGAUUUGAGGCACAUGAAAUAUGUGAAAAAUCACCGUCAGUGUGGUAAAUUUCCCCAAAAAAUGCUGGUGAAAGUUAUCAUGAUCCAGACAGAUAUACAUUUCUAGAUGUGUGUUGAGCCAUUGAACCACUUGGAUGGGGGAAGCCUUGAGAUGGUGAUCACCCUUAAUUUAUUAAGCUGUCGUGGUCACUUAGGUUCAGGCAAGGUUGCUAAACAAAUUUUUUUAAAACAAGGAAUAGAUGCAUACAAACUUAUAAUUAUAAUUCAAACACCUGUAAUAUUGCAUUGACAUCUAUAGGAUCCUCAGUUUUCUAUCCUCAACAAAGGGGCACAUACUUGACAUUUUUGUGAAGUGCCCAUAUAUGUCGGUCUGGUCUGUUGACAUAUGCAGCUAGUUGGCGGCAGGAAUGUCAGAUGAGUGAUUAAAGUCAGUGAAUGCUCGCAGUUUGCUUAUCUUGAUUGAUAAAAUGGUGUGGGAAGCCUGUGUAUGGCUCAUUUCUUAAAAGAGAAUCAGACUGAGCUUCACUGGACAGCCUGCGUGCACAUGUAAGGACUAUGACUAGACAUACAACAAAAACCAGGGCAACAAAUGUGAUCUGUGUGUGUAUAUAUAUGUCAACGCAUCAUUCGAGAUCAACACACAUUUUAGAUGGAAAUUGUAAAUUGUACUAAAAUUCAUAUGCUUGUGCAUUUCUAUUACAUUUAAUUAUAAAACAAUAUGUGUGUGUGCAUUGCUGUAUACUAGCAACUUUAUGCAUGUUGGGUCUACACAUUACCGCAGGGCAGCUGCAUUGUGUCAUGUACAUCUAUCUGUAUGUUUCCAUUUAUUGUGCAACCAGUGAAAUAAGAGUGUGCUGGUAGUCGCCUUGGUGGAAUCUGGGAUUUAACUGAGUUAACAGCUGAUCAUGUGGACUGAUGCAAAGACAUAACAAAGAAUGUACUGUCUAAAUAAAUUGUUAUGUUUCAGUGUCCACAAUAAAAUGCUGAGAAUGUUUUACUGUGCUUUAAAUAACAGUGGUAUAACCUUCUGCAUCAUCCACUGGUUUGGUAAUGCUGCAGAGGCACAAAUACUGUCACAACUGCCAGUAACCUCUUAGGAAUUAGUAUACUGAGUAUGAAAUGCAUACAAAGAGACAGAAUGAUGACAAAGACAAACAACAUUUUGGGUGACCAGAGGCACCCCCUUGACUCCUCAUUUAAUUUUUUUGCGAUCUGGGUGACGAUAAUGUUGUCUAUACACUAAAAACACAGCCAAGAAUCCACUGGUUCCAUAAGCCAUUAAGUUUUUAAACAGAUAAUAUGACUUUGUAAACUGUGGCCUAUUCCUCCCUCUCCCAAAAGAUGUCCAGCUGGUCUGGUCUGCCCCCUCCCACGGUAUUUUUAUGGGCAUGUAAAUGAGUAUGUAUCUGUAAUCUUUGUAUGUGUCUGUUGAUAAUGAUUAUCACUCCGUCACUUCUACACUGUCUUCAUUUCAGUGUCAAAUUGUAAAUCUUAUUCUGGACAUGUAUGCUACUACUGUUGUUUAUUCAAAUAUGUUGAUUUAAAAAAAAAUCAUAUUAAAAAUGUUACCAUGAACAAUAUUGUAUGGCACAUAUCCGUAUGGGGAUCAAUACAGUACUAUAAAGUAUUCAAAAGCCAUGGGUAUUGGGAGAGACUCAUCUAUUAAUAAAUAAUAAAUACAUA
Molecule: messenger RNA, 5692 nt
Organism: Epinephelus fuscoguttatus (brown-marbled grouper)
Lineage: Eukaryota; Metazoa; Chordata; Actinopteri; Perciformes; Serranidae
Product: NLR family CARD domain-containing protein 3-like
Exons: 11
Coding region: 257-3559 (1100 amino acids)
Molecular function (GO): protein binding
Source: RefSeq, a predicted model, not a curated record